Messenger RNA from Chanos chanos (milkfish), 4554 nucleotides. It is a transcript of the gene ptprz1b, whose product is annotated as protein tyrosine phosphatase receptor type Z1b. Gene Ontology annotation, biological process: peptidyl-tyrosine dephosphorylation. The coding region runs from base 1 to 4554 and encodes 1517 amino acids. The record is from RefSeq and is a predicted model, not a curated record. Lineage: Eukaryota; Metazoa; Chordata; Actinopteri; Gonorynchiformes; Chanidae. The transcript has 32 exons. Gene Ontology annotation, molecular function: protein binding; protein tyrosine phosphatase activity.
AUGUCAGCCUUUGUUUUUAAGGGUAAGAAAAUGCCCACCCACCCCCCACCCCACCCCAUCCUAAAGACCGACACCAAAGAGGUGUUGUGUACCAUUUCUGCGACUGUGGACAGGACUGAUGCAUACCUUCGGGGUCAGCGCAAGUCCACCGAAGACGUUGACUGGUCUUAUACAGGGACUUUAAACCAGCAGCACUGGGCCAAAAAGUAUCCUGCCUGCAACAAUGCCAGGCAGUCGCCCAUUGACAUAGAUGAGGACUUCACUCAGGUCGACGUCCACUUUCAGAAUCUGCUGCUGGAGGGCUGGGACCAGCUCACCCCAGAGUCCACCACCAUCAAGAACGAUGGGAAAACAGUGGUUAUAAGCUUGAGCGGGGAGUACUAUGUGAGUGGAGGAGGGCUGAGCUCCAGGUUUAAGGUGGCCAAGAUCAUUUUUCAUUGGGGUCGCUGCAACGCAUCCUCAGACGGCUCUGAGCACAGCCUGAAUGGCAACAAGUUCCCUCUGGAGAUGCAGAUCUACUGCUAUAAUGAUGAGGGGUUUAAGUCCAUAGAUGAUGCUGUUGGUGCUGGAGGGAGGAUUGCAGCGCUGGCUGUUCUUUUUGAGGUCAGUUUUGAGGACAAUGAGAACUAUGCUGCAAUUUUGGGUGCUAUCAACAGAGUGAGCCGUUUUGGCAAAAGCAGCACUGUCGAGUCGUUCUCCUUGCGGGGCCUCUUGCCAGAUUUUUCAGACAAGUACUACAUCUACAACGGCUCUCUGACCACGCCUCCGUGUACUGAGAUUGUGGAGUGGAUUGUGUUUAAAAACACUGUGUCCAUCUCAGACUCACAGCUGGAGAUGUUCUGUGAGGUGAUGACCAUGCAGCAGGCUGGCUAUGUCAUGCUGAUGGACUAUCUGCAGAAUAACUUCAGAGAGCAGCAGGACCAGUUCACAGGCCAAGUCUAUUCCUCCUACACUGGCACAGAGGAAGUGCUUGCUCCCAUGUGCAGUUCAGAGCCAGAGAAUGUCCAGGCAGACCCACAGAAUUACACCAGUAUAGUGGUGACAUGGGAAAGGCCGCGGGCAGUCUAUGACACCAGCAUUGAGAGGUACUCCGUCACCUAUCAGAGACUGCAGGGCAAGGACUCACCCAAACGACAGUAUCUCACAGAUGGAGAUCAGGAUGUGGGGGCUAUAAUCCAGAACCUGCUGGCUAACAGCAGCUAUGUGGUCCAGGUGGUGGCGCUGUGCACCAAUGGACUUAUUGGGCGGAUGAGUGACCAGGUCAUUGUGGACAUGCCUCUGGAAGACCCUGAAAAUGAUCCUGAUCCAUCUCCAGAUUUAGCACAAUCUGUGGACUAUGAAGAGGUAACUUCACCCAAGACUAGAAGAGUUGAAAAACUAAACACUCCCUCUGGCCGUACCUUCACCCGACAUUCCUCCUCCUCCAAGAGCUCCAUAUCUGUCACCAUGGUGACUGAUCAACCUGGCUUCCUCUUCCCCGGUAUCAGAACCACAACACUACCGAUCCGGCGAAGGAUUACUGAGGAAUCUGCGUUGUCAUGGUCACCUGAUCAAAACAAAGCUGAAACAUACACAAAACAGUCUAUCAGCAGACUUGUGCCAAAGGAGGGGGAAAUUACCCCUCGCAAUGACAUGGUUGUCACAGACAUCUAUUACGAAGACUUCCUCAACCUUAGUAGUGUAACAACCACUGUAUCCAUGAAUGAGGAACUUCAGAAUCUUAUCACCUUGCCAGAUGAACCUGAUCAGGUGUCCUCAGGUGACCAGGAGCUGACCACAGCGGAUAAUGACAACCGUGAUUCCAAGAGGGCAGAAACAACCCCUCUCUCCAAAUCCUUAGGUUAUUUAACCUCUGCCCCUCCUAUGCAAUGGGCACCAGGUACAACCACCAAAUCUAGCACCACCUCAACUACCAUAACCACUACUUCCACAACAUCUACCUCCAGCAAAAUCCGACUUCACACCACGCAGCCUCUGUUAAAUGAUUCCUCCUCCCUGCAUUCAGCCCUGACCCCAGAGGAGGGGUCCACUCCCUCAUUCACACUGGAUGGCCAGGGAGAGUCCAGUGGGUCAGGUUCUCCUAUGUUUCUGGAGGAAUUAGAGCGGGAAUUUGAGAAGGAACAAACUGGGUUGGUCACAGAAUCCACUCACACAGACAUGGCAGUGGUCUCACUUAUAGAAGCUGGACUGAAAGAAAAGGCAGAGGAUGAAAGGAACGCUGACAGUGAGGGGCUCUCCUCCACGUUUUACUUUGAGAGUGAGCCAGAGGCGGAUGGCUUUACCACAAAGAGCCUAGACUUCUCAUCCAGGAAGACUGAUAUGUCUGAGAGAGACGGAGGCUCUGGAGAAAGUGUCUCAAAAACCCCUUUCAACCCCAGUAUAUCUGUAGAACUGCGUGUUCCAGACCUGACUAAUAGAAAGUCUGUGGGGCAGUAUGUGUCGUACACAGAGGCGAGUAACAGCAGUCCUGAGUCUCGUGUGGGCAUGGUGGGAGGAGUGGAGAAAGAGAUGAGGACUGUGGUGCCCCUGGCUGUGGUUUCCACUCUCACUAUCCUGUGUUUACUGGUACUUGUGGGCAUCCUCAUCUAUUGGAGAAGAUGUUUUCAGUCAGCACAUUUCUAUGUAGAAGACAACAUAUCUCCUAAAAUCAUCUCUACUCCAUCAACACCUCUGCUCUUAAACACAGAUGAUCAUGAGGCCCUUCCAGUGAAGGAGUUUGUGAAACAUGUGGCAGACCUACACGCCAACAACACGUUUUCUAAGGAGUUUGAGAUCUUGAAAGAGUCUUAUGAGGAGAUCCAGGGAUUCACAGCAGAUAUGGGUAUCACCACUGAAAGCUCCAACCACCCAGACAACAAGAGCAAAAACAGAUACAUCAACAUUCUGGCCUAUGAUCACAGUCGAGUGAAACUCUCACACAGUCUGGACAGAGAUGGGAAGUCUGCAGAUUACAUAAAUGCAAACUAUGUGGAUGGUUAUAAGAGGUCAAAAGCCUACAUAGCUGCUCAGGGACCUCUGAAGAGCAGUCUGGAGGAUUUCUGGAGGAUGGUGUGGGAACAGAAUGUAGGCGUGAUCGUUAUGAUCACCAAUUUGGUGGAGAAAGGACGAAGGAAAUGUGACCAGUACUGGCCCCUGGAGAACCAGGAGGAAUAUGGGAAUUUCCUGGUCACUCUGAAGAGCACCAAGACUCUGGCCUAUUUCACCCUGAGGACCUUCACUCUGAGGAACACCAGCAUCAAGAAGGGUUCUCUGAAGGGGCGCAGUCAGGAGCGAACUGUGGUUCAGUACCAUUACACCCAGUGGCCUGACAUGGGUGUUCCAGAGUAUACCCUCCCUGUGCUCUCCUUUGUACGCAAAUCCUCUCAGGCCAGGUCUCCAGACAUGGGGCCAGUGGUGGUGCACUGCAGUGCUGGAGUGGGAAGAACGGGCACCUACAUAGUAUUGGACAGUAUGUUACAGCAAGUCAAGGAGGAAGGCACUGUGAACAUAAUGGGCUUUCUCAAACACAUACGCACACAGAGGAACUUUUUGGUGCAGACAGAGGAGCAGUAUGUCUUCAUUCAUGAUGCCUUGGUGGAGGCUAUCUUGAGCAGUGAGACAGAAGUGCCAUCCAAUCAGAUUCAUGCAUAUGUCUCUGACCUCCUCACCCCAGGCAUCUCUGGUAGCACCCAACUAGAGGGGCAGUUUAAGCUGAUAAGCCAGAGCUGUGCCAAGCAGAGUGACUGCUCAGUAGCGCUGAAAGAGGCCAACGCUGAAAAGAACAGGAGUUCCUCCCUCCUGCCUGUGGAAAGGUCCAGAGUAAGUCUGUCUACAGUUACCGGAGACUCCUCAGACUACAUCAGUGCCUCUUACAUUAUGGGUUACCAUAGGAGCACUGAGUUCAUCAUCACACAGAAUCCUCUCUCCAACACCAUACAGGACUUCUGGAGAAUGAUCUGGGACCAUAAUGCUCAAAUCAUCAUCUCUCUGCCUGACACACAGACUGAAGAAGCAGAAUGUAUCUACUGGCCAAGCAAAGAACAGCCAAUCAGCUGUGAAACAUUCACAGUGACCUUUACAGGUGAAGAUAAGGUGUACCUGUCCAAUGAGGAGUGUUUGGUGGUGCAUGACUUCAUCCUGGAGGCCUUGAAAGAUGACUAUGUUCUUGAGGUGCGUCAGUAUUCUGCUCCAUGUUGGCCCAACCCUGACAGCCCCAUCAGCAACACAUUUGAGCUCAUCAACAUCAUCAGAGAUGACACCAGCCAUCGAGAGGGACCCAUCGUCAUCCAUGACAAGAGAGGUGGCUGUACAGCAGGAACCCUUUGUGCCCUGACCACGCUGGUUAACCAGCUGGAGGAGGAGAACCGCGUGGAUGUCUAUCAGACAGCCAGAAUGACAAACCUCAUGAGACCAGGAGUCUUCAGUGACAUUGAGCAGUACCAGUUCCUUUACAAAGCCAUCCUGAGCUUGGUUGGCACCAAGGAGGAUGAGAAGACUCUUCAUUCCCCAGAGAGCAAUGGGACUGUUCCAGGAGGCUCCACUAAUGCUGCUGAAAGCCUGCAGUCUCUCAUGUAA